AUGAUAAGCGUGCAUCAACCGCCGCCAGCGCCUACUUCUUCCCCCCUCCCCUCCGUCUGCGCUUCCGCUUCCGCUUCCGCCUCCACCUCGGCCCUCCCCACCCCCUCCACCCUCUCAACCGCCACUCCCGCCCCUCUCUACAUCGGCCAAACCUUCCCCAACCUCGACGCAGCCUACGUCGCCAUAGUAGACGACUCUCUGCGGCAACACCGCGCCCCCGUCAAAGCGCACGCUGGCAACGGGAACGACCGGCACAUCUGGUUCUGCCCGCACAACACGCCAGCGGAGGAUGGGCGGCCGGCGUGCGAAUACCAGGUCCGGAUCCGGCCGAGGAAGGUAGCAGGGCGGAUUGUCGUCGGGGAGGAGGUGUAUAUUCGGGCGCUGAAGGGGGAGCAUACGUGUCAGGGGAGGGGAUAUCCGGCUAGGUUGGGGAUACAUAGUAAGCGGUAUUUACAGCACAAGUUACCCCUCUCAGAUCCUCAAUCCUCAACUGGCCAAGCGUCCGCAGCGGCCCUGAUCGGCCAAGCGCUAGAAAAGACGCUUGGCUCCAGACCGCGCCAGCGGACCAUCAAUCGCCUCAAACACCAGCUCGCCGGGCACGCCAACGAGACGCAAGAUCGACAGCGGCGGAAAGAUGCCUGGGUGAAUGAUGGGACUAGGGAAAUCGUACCUGCCGGCCCACUUCAGGCUCAGGAGGGCGAAGGUGCGGAUGCGCUGUUUAUGCCGAGGGAUAUGGCGCUGAAUCAUGGGUAUAUCGCCAAGGGGACGCAGAGGUGCAAGAAGUGCGGGCAUAGGGGGCAUAAUGCCAAGGGAUGUACGAGUCCAGUGGAUAUACGGGAGAAGGCGGCGGAGUCGGGGAAGGACGCAAACGGAACGGAGAGCGAAUUGGCCGGAGAGGGGGCGAGGAGGGGGGAAGAUUCCAUGCUCGACAAUCUCGAGUCGAUACCUUCGCCUCAGCGCCAUGAUCCUGAUCCCUUCGACCCUCCAUACCCAUCGCCUCCGAUCACAUUCGACCAACCCACAAUACCCUCAUCCACCUCCACUCGAUUUUCGCUUCCCCAUCCCACCAGCGCAUCCUCCUCAUCAUUGCCCACGACGCAUCCAGCGGCACACUCGGUUCCCAUGCCUGCUUCCCGACCAAUACCAAACGGCUCAGGUCCACCCCAGCCACAUACUCGUCUCAAUCAUCAGCCCCUCCCUGAAGCCCAGUUUUACGCACAGCACCAGCACCAGCACCAGCACCAGCACCAGCAUCAGCAUCAGCAUCAGCCACCUCAAGGUCCCCCACCUCCCCCAUACCCCAUCCAACACCCAUAUUCGAUCCAAUACUAUCAUCCUCAGUUAGGCUGGGGGAUGUUUUACCCCUCUCAGCCACCACAGCGAUGA
Molecule: messenger RNA, 1386 nt
Organism: Dioszegia hungarica
Lineage: Eukaryota; Fungi; Basidiomycota; Tremellomycetes; Tremellales; Bulleribasidiaceae
Exons: 2
Coding region: 1-1386 (461 amino acids)
Molecular function (GO): zinc ion binding; nucleic acid binding
Source: RefSeq, a predicted model, not a curated record